This is a messenger RNA of Helicoverpa armigera (cotton bollworm), 4220 nucleotides long. RefSeq names its product tetratricopeptide repeat protein 14 homolog. The transcript has 19 exons. Gene Ontology annotation, molecular function: protein binding; nucleic acid binding. The coding region runs from base 150 to 3686 and encodes 1178 amino acids. Lineage: Eukaryota; Metazoa; Arthropoda; Insecta; Lepidoptera; Noctuidae. The record is from RefSeq and is a predicted model, not a curated record.
UUCAUUCAAUAUAACAUUCAUUGUUCAUUCGUCUCCAUUUUCCUGUUGAAGUGUGGUGGUCUGUGAAUGUGUUUUUAGCUAGGAGAAAAUAAUUCAUUGUGGCAUUGAAUUGAAAUAUACUAAAACAUAGUGCUCGUAGGAACUGAAGUAUGGACCCUUCUUUGGAUGCGUCCUUAGUGACGCAAUCCAUUAACUACCAUGGUCAGCAACUUCAAAAAACGUGGGAAGCAGAGAGAGGGGAAGACGAUUUGACAAAAAUUGGCGUGGGUGCAUUGGAUUUCGCUGUAUACCAGUCGAGGCACAAGCACCUGACGUUUCAAGAUCGUGGCAAGCGGCUGAAGCUUCACCAGUUCAUUGCUAAGGAGGCAAAUGCGUUGUUCGACACUUCAAUUAUGGAGGAAACACCAUCGUCGUCUAGCCUUGGAGCAGACGCGCCUACACCGGAAGACAAUCUGUAUGCUUUAAUGCCACCUUUCGAAACAUUCUUGAAUGUCGACAAAUCUGCGAGAUUAAGGCAUUUCUUUGAUAAUGUGAAGACAGGAGAACUAAUAAUAGGAGCGGUCAUCAACAGGACGGCUUCGGGUAUGAUGCUAAAGGUGCUUUGCACCGCCGGCCCGACCUCCAGAUAUGUAGCUGACAUCAAUGUGAAGGCAUUUUUACCAGUUACAAAUAUCAUACCAGCUGUGGACAAGAAAAACGUGUCAAGAAACUACCUGAUGAAUGACACUGUAUGCUGUGAAGUGAUAGAAGUUAUCCCUGACACUGACAAAAUGGUGUGCGGCAUGAAAGGAAUCACCCGCGGGCCCGAUGACGCUCCGCCUAAGCCGCCGCUAGGCCUUCUCAGCACCGACGACUUCCCUCUCGUCUACAAGAAAACUGUGGAUAUGAAGGGUGAGAGCUAUGAGGCCAUACUGGAGAAGAGUCCAGGCUUCAAUAACCCCAACUGCGUCCAAUAUCUUUCUGAACUCCUCGGAAUCUCCAACAUGCACUGCACCAACUUUUCGUCAUUGAGGGGAGGAUUUACACCAGCGGAAUAUGCAGAUGAACUUCGUCAAGCACAAGCAAGCAAGUGGGCUUUCCGUUCGGUCGCUGAAGGAAUUGAACAUUUCAAAGCCGGCCGACACUCGGAGGCAUUCCAAUGCCUCAAUAAGGCGUUAAGUAUCGACCCCAGAAACGUCGAAGGAUUAGUUGCAAGAGGAGCACUAUACGCCAAUAGCGGAACAUUCAAAAAAGCGAUAGAAGACUUUGAAACAUCUCUAAAACUGAAUCCAAACCAUGCCAACGCUAGGAAGUACUUAGGAGAGACAUUAGUAGCAUUGGGUCGAAGUUACGAAGACGAAAAUAAGAUCACUGAAGCACAGAAAGCGUAUGAAGAUUGUUUGGCGAUCAUUCCUUUCCAUGAAGAGGCACAGAAUUCCCUGGACUUCUUGAAGAGUAAGACGUCAGCUACCAAGCCGUUGAUCGAACCAGCAGAGUUGCUUCUGCCUGGUUUGACGGGAGCUAAGUCUUAUGAGAUGAAAGAGACAUUGAAGCAAUUGUUGAAUUUGACGGAGAAGAAGGAUAAAAAGAAGAAGAAGAAGCGCGGCAAGGGUAAGAAGAAGCGAUCGAGCAGCUCGUCAUCAUCGUCAAGUGACUCGUCGAGCUCCAGUUCAUCAUCAGAGUCUUCGUCGUCAUCGUCCGAUAGCAAUUCCGAAGGUCCCAACCGUAAGAAGAAGCGCCGUUCUCAACCCAACAACAAGAGGCAACGGUCCCUGUCGCCUCUCAGCAAACGUAUGGAGAUGCUCGGCGCCCCCGAAGCCGGGUCACGGACGCACAACUCGCAGUUCAACCAUCCGUAUGGGUACCAGCCGCCGCCGCCGCCUGUUGAAGAAGUCAACCCUGAACCGCAGAGGUCGCAGGCUGAUAUUGAUUAUGAAUUGAAGGUACGCAAGUUCCUCGAAAUGACCAAAGAGGAUUCGGACUACGAAGAUAAAGUGCGGAACUUCUUAGAAGAGACGGCUCAGUACAAACGCAACCGCAAGAUGCAGGAGUUGGGCCAGCAGCCGCAGCCCGGCGCCGAUAGGGACAAGAAGAAAAAGAAGAAGAAAGAUAAGUCAGUACCUUUCACUGAACUUUUCGAUUUGACUGGGAAGAAGAAGAAAGAAUCUAAAAGGAAGCGCAAGGAGCAAGAACGCGAAGAAAAGCGAAAGGCUAAGAUAGCUCGCGCGGCCGCCAACAAUGAUUACAGUUUACGUGACCUGGAAAACAUUGGGGACAAGAAACUCAGAGAUGCCAUCAGAAAAGAGUUGAAAGGCAAGAAGCGCGAUCUCAGCUCGGAUGGCGAAUAUGACAGGAAACAUGACAAGAGGAUGCUAGACGAUAUGCACGGUCUCGAGGAGCUGGAGUCGAAGCUGAGCGCGUACCACGUAAUGGUGGAGAAGGAAGUGCUGCACAAGCGCGACGGCCGCUCCUCGCUCAGCCCCGACCAGGCGCCGCCGCCGCCGCUCGAGAAACCCAAGUGGAAGAUGUCCAUGAGCGCGGUCAAAGACACGGUCAAGAAGAAGGAAACUCCUGUGCCCAAAGGUUACAAAGAACAUUAUGCAUUCGAAGACAGCUCAGAUGAUUCACAGGAGAAUCCAAAGCCAUCACCAUCAAGCGGCGAUAAGAAUGUGUCGGUGCGUCGCGCGAUGGCCAUGAAGGAGCCGCCACCGCUGCCGUCAGCGCCGCCGCCGAACAAGCGGGAACCCGACCCGCCGGGGACCGAACCUUCACAUCCUGUUCGUAAAGGCAACAUAGUCCUAGACAAAUUCGGUUCAUUCCGUCUGGCUCAAGAGGGAGAGACUCCGGUGUCGGUGGGCGACGGGCGGCCCGAGCAGUUCGUGACGCGCAUCAAGCCGCCCUCGCCGUCCGGCCGCCGCCCGCGCUCGCCUCCCUCACCCAGGCGACACUCUUCCAACUCCUCAGAUGAUGAGAGGAGAUCUAAGCGCUCGAGGAGCAGGUCACGGCCCCGCAAGUACCGGUCUCGCUCCCGAUCCCGCUCCCGCUCGGCGUCGAGCGCGAGCGGCUCGGUAGCAUCGCGCCGCCGCCGCUCGGCCUCGCCUCGCUCUCGCUCGCGCUCCGACGCCAGCCGCUCCUACUACUCUCGCAGCAGAUCACGAUCACGGUCGGGCUCAAGGUUCCGUCGUUUCGUUCGUCGUGGCAACUGGCGGGGUCGUGGCGGUUUCGAGCGCGGCACGUACUACCGGCCUCGCUUCCACACGUACAACGGGGGCGGAGGCCGGGGCCGCGGCCGCGGGGGCGGAGACUUCCGCAGAGACGACGGACGACGCUUCCAGCAGGAGUGGCGCGACAACCGCUCGAGAGGAGGCAGGCCAUUCAGACCCAGGCGUGGUGGUGGCGGACGGGGUAGACCGUUCAGAGGAGGAUUCCGCGACUUCAGAGAUCGUAGAGGCGGCCGCUACUCAAGAUCGCGAAGCCCUGAAAGAACGCGCAGAUCUAGAUCCUACAGUCCUGAAAGACGCGACAAGGACAGAGACAGUUAUUCCCGUUACUCUGAGCGUGACAGCCAUCGUAGCGAGGGCGAAUAUGAAGAGGAAAGAUACGUGGACAGAAAGGAAUACGACGGCAAGUGGGCUGACGGCAAUGAACCCGAGAGGAACUCCCAUCCGGAGGAGAAACAGCCCGCCGAACAAGCCCCCAAAGAAUAAAUCACAAACGUUUGGUUUUGCCACUGAGUGCUAGGUUUACAGUUAGCUAAGUUUUGUUUAGGUGCUACACACCAUUUUAUCUACAUAUACAUACAUAUUGACUGUGAAUCAACUGAUCAAACGAUAAUUUAUCACUUAUAGUCAAAAGGUAAAUAAUCUUACUAUUUAUAAUAGUCAUCAGUUAUCCACAGUCGAUUUUUGUAUUAAGAAAUGUAUUCAAGUUAUUAUUAGAUGUAAAUAUAGAAUAGAGUACAAUAUGAAAGGAUUUUCUGUUUGCAUUAUUGUGAAUAUAAUAAUGGUUUUAAGUAGCUUAGAAUACCAAUUUCGCAUUUAAAUUUUCCUUCGUAAGAUAUUUCAUGGUAAAUGUUUGCUGUAAUAGUACAACAGCUUAACGUUUUAUUGUAUUUCCAAAUAACAAAUCCCCGCUCUGUGAACACAUUCCAAUUAUACUGGGAUAGUGUAUAUUAGUCACUAUGAUUUGUUCCAUUAAUUGUGAUUGGUGAAAUUAUUAAAUAAAGUGACUUAUAAUGUAAA